ACCGAUGGAAUGCAUGCAAAUGACCAAAUUCGCCCUGGAAGUGAUUAUCCUGAAACGCUGUCAGAAGGCACGAAGAUUUUGAAGGGUGAAUAUGUCUUGAAAGCUAUACGACAAUGCAACAUGGAUCAGGGCAUAAUUUUUUGCCGUACAAAAUUGGACUGUGAUAAUCUAGAAACAUACAUGAAGCGCAAAGCACCAGUUAUUAAUGUAACGUUACCAGACGAAAAAACGAAUUAUUUACAUCGAAUUGGUCGUGUUGGUCGUGCUGAAAGAAUGGGUUUGGCAAUUUCAUUGGUUUCGGCACAUCAGGAAAAAGUUUGGUACCAUCAGUGCCCUUCGCGUGGUGUUAAUUGUCAUAAUACAGCUUUAACAACACAGCGUGGUUGUGCAAUAUGGUAUGAUGAAACAAAACUUCUGGAUGAAAUCGAAGAGCACUUGGGUGUAACAAUACAGCAGAUCGAUACUGAUUUUAUUGUGCCAGUUGAUGAAUUUGAUGGUAAAGUUGUAUACGGCGCGAAACGAGCAAAUACUGGAUCACUCUACGAGGGCCACGCUGUUCAGUUGUCUGGUGCGGUAGCCCAUCUCGCAGAUCUGGAACGUUCCUUGCAACUUUCAUAUUUGCGAAUGUUCAUGCCAGCCGAGAAAGCGAAAUAA
Molecule: messenger RNA, 654 nt
Organism: Gongylonema pulchrum
Lineage: Eukaryota; Metazoa; Nematoda; Chromadorea; Rhabditida; Gongylonematidae
Source: the annotation of a GenBank genome assembly